AUUCCCGUGGAUACCCCGUCCCUCCGGCCCCCGUGUCCCCGUGUUCUGCCUUGUCCCCAGUGUCCCUCCGUGUGUCUAUGUCCCCCCGUGUCCCCAUGUCCCGCCUUGUCCCCAGUGUCCCCCCGUGUGUCCCUGUCCCCUCAUGUCCCCCGUGUAUCCCCUGUGAGAUGUAAAUCAAGCGGGGGGGCGGGACUGUGUAAAUGUCGUGCGAGCGUCAUGCAAACGAUCCCGGGACUCAUCCCGAGGGACUGGGGGAGGGGGGGAGCCCCACUGUGAUGAGAUGCAAACUCGGGGCGGGGCCGCGGGCCAUAUGCAAAUGAGAUGCAAACGAGCCGCAGGAAGAGGACAGGACACUCCCCCUCCCCACGUGACCCGUGUCGCCCGCGCUCCCGGCGCGCCGCUCUGACGUCACUUCCGUCGCGGCGGCGGCGGCCGGGGGACACCGGGCCCGGGCCCCCCGCGUCGCCGUCAUGGCGGACGACGGCGGCGAGGAGAAGAAGCAGGUGGCCAAGUUCGAGCUGGAGCGGGAGACGGAGCUGCGCUUCGAGGUGGAGGCGGGGCAGACGGUGCAGCUGGAGCUGCUGACCGGCAUGGCCGAGGUGUUCGGCACCGAGCUCACCCGCAACAAGAAGUUCACGUUCGACGCGGGCGCCAAGGUGGCGGUGUUCACGUGGCACGGCUGCACCGUGCAGCUCAGCGGCCGCACCGAGGUGGCCUACGUGUCACGGGACACGCCGAUGCUGCUGUACCUGAACACGCACACGGCGCUGGAGCAGAUGCGGCGCCAGGCCGAGCGGGAGGACGAGCGCGGGCCCCGCGUCAUGGUGGUGGGGCCCACCGACGUGGGCAAGACCACCGUGUGCCGCCUGCUGCUCAACUACGCCGUGCGCCUGGGCCGCCGGCCCACCUUCGUGGAGCUGGACGUGGGGCAGGGCUCGGUGUCCAUCCCCGGCACCAUGGGCGCGCUGUACAUCGAGCGCCCGGCCGACGUGGAGGAGGGCUUCUCCCUGCAGGCCCCCCUCGUCUACCACUUCGGCUCUACCACGCCGGGCACCAACAUCAAGCUCUACAACAAGAUCACGUCGUGCCUGGCCGACGUCUUCAACCAGCGCUGCGAGGUGAACCGGCGGGCGUCCGUCAGCGGCUGCGUCAUCAACACCUGCGGCUGGGUCAAGAGCUCGGGCUACCAGGCGCUGGUGCACGCCGCCUCCGCCUUCGAGGUGGACGUGGUGGUGGUGCUGGACCAGGAGCGCCUCUACAACGAGCUCAAGCGGGACCUGCCGCACUUUGUGCGCACCGUGCUGCUGCCCAAGUCGGGCGGCGUGGUGGAGCGCUCCAAGGACUUCCGCCGGGAGUGCCGGGACGAGCGCAUCCGCGAGUACUUCUACGGCUUCCGCGGCUGCUUCUACCCGCACGCCUUCGACGUCAAGUUCUCUGACGUCAAGAUCUACAAGGUGGGCGCGCCCACCAUCCCGGACUCAUGCCUGCCGCUGGGAAUGUCGCAGGAGGACAACCAGCUGAAGCUGGUGCCGGUGACGCCGGGGCGGGACAUGGUGCACCACCUGCUGAGCGUCAGCACCGCCGACAGCCCCGACGACAACAUCUCCGAGACCAGCGUGGCCGGCUUCAUCGUGGUCACCGGCGUGGACCUGGAGCGCCAGGUCUUCACCGUGCUGUCCCCGGCCCCGCGGCCCCUCCCCAAGAACUUCCUGCUCAUCAUGGACAUUCGCUUCAUGGACCUCAAGUAGGGCAGGGGCAGGAUUUUCCCCCCCUGCCUCCUCCUCCUCCUCCCUGUGCUCUCCCCUGUCCCCCCAGCGCGGUGUGACCCUGCUGCAGCACCCGCCCUUCGGUUUUAUACUUUUUGUACUAUUUGCUAUUAAAUCUGGAAGCCUUU
Zonotrichia leucophrys gambelii is the source of this 1894-nucleotide messenger RNA. It is a transcript of the gene CLP1, whose product is annotated as cleavage factor polyribonucleotide kinase subunit 1. The record is from RefSeq and is a predicted model, not a curated record. NCBI's taxonomy places the organism in Eukaryota, Metazoa, Chordata, Aves, Passeriformes, Passerellidae. Gene Ontology annotation, biological process: tRNA splicing, via endonucleolytic cleavage and ligation. Gene Ontology annotation, cellular component: nucleus; mRNA cleavage factor complex. The transcript is spliced from 2 exons. Gene Ontology annotation, molecular function: polynucleotide 5'-hydroxyl-kinase activity. Bases 471 to 1748 code for a protein of 425 amino acids.